AUGUCGCUUUACGCCAAGAACUCGACCUUUAUGUUUGUGUACGCCCUGUACGUUGAUAUCUAUGCAGGUAUCGAAUGGAAAGCGGAUUCUCCUGAAGCGAAAAAAGUCAUUAAAUUCUUAAAAGAAGAAAUGGGUGUAACCAAGAUUCGUUUUGAAGAUAACUGUGGGAUUGGUAUUAAACCUGUAUCGAAAGAAGGUACUCAGCGUUUAGUGCGUAAAGCGAUCCAGUUUGCGAUUGAUAAUGAUAAGCCAAGUGUAACUUUAGUGCAUAAAGGCAACAUCAUGAAAUAUACCGAAGGCGCGUUCAAAGAGUGGGGUUAUGAACUGGCAAUUGAUCGUUUUGGUGGCGAGCUGAUUGAUGGUGGCCCGUGGGUAAAAAUUAAAAAUCCAAGAACGGGUAAAGAGAUCAUUAUUAAAGAUGUGAUUGCCGAUGCAUUCCUUCAACAAAUCUUAAUGCGUCCUUCUGAAUACUCUGUGAUUGCGACACUUAACUUAAAUGGUGACUAUAUUUCUGAUGCCUUGGCAGCUGAAGUAGGUGCACCAAAAUAUGCGGGCCAAGAUAAAGUCAAUCCAGGCUCUAUUAUUCUUUCUGCGGAAAUGAUGCUUCGUGAUAUGGGGUGGAUUGAAGCUGCUGAUUUGAUUAUUCAGGGCGUAUCGGGAGCGAUUGCUGCGAAAACUGUCACCUAUGACUUUGAGCGAUUGAUGCCAGGUGCAACUUUGCUCCGCUGUUCUGAAUUCGGUCAAGCAAUCAUUGAUAACAUGGAUAGCUAA
Molecule: messenger RNA, 771 nt
Organism: Oppiella nova
Lineage: Eukaryota; Metazoa; Arthropoda; Arachnida; Sarcoptiformes; Oppiidae
Source: the annotation of a GenBank genome assembly